Messenger RNA from Chrysoperla carnea, 690 nucleotides. RefSeq lists its product as uncharacterized. NCBI's taxonomy places the organism in Eukaryota, Metazoa, Arthropoda, Insecta, Neuroptera, Chrysopidae. The coding region runs from base 79 to 654 and encodes 191 amino acids. The record is from RefSeq and is a predicted model, not a curated record. The transcript has 2 exons.
AAUCACAUUUAAGUUUUUAUUAAUUCGCAAUUUUCUUUUUUUUUUGUAUCUCGCAAAAUGCAUUUGUGACUAAAUUUUAUGGAGAUAAUUGAAGAUUUUGUAACCCAAAUAACGAAAAUAAUAUAUGAACCUGUAUAUGAACCGUCAAUUAUGGAAAAAAUUUUUAAUGGAAUAUUGAAUUUGUUAACUGCCAAACGAUCAACAGUUUAUCAAACAGUAUCCCAUGCAGCAACCGGAAUCAAUCAUGACCAAGGCAUAUUUUUACGAAUACCAACAUACAUAAUAAGUAACUUCACGCAAGUCAUUCGUGGCAUAACAUUUUCUGACGUGCUAACAUUUACUUUUUUCACAUUUGGAGCGUAUGUAGCACUGCAAUAUUUUCGAAAGGAUGGUCCGACUGAUUUUCGAUACGAGGUAAUACCAAGUGCAAACAUACAUGAACAUAUAAAAAAUGUAUCAACAAUGAUUGAUAAAAUGCAUGAAACACAUGCACAAAUAAGUGAACGUAUGUGUGAAUUACAAGUUCCAUUAACAAUGGUCAAAUGUCGUACAAAAGUAAUGGAUGAGAAAUUAAAUAAAAAAUUUUCCAAUGAAAAACAAGCAGGUGGCGAUUCAAAUAUACCAGACGAUUUUGAGAACGAAACCAUACAAUAAAAUGAAUGCUAAUAAAUUAAUUGUGUGUUUAUAAGU